Messenger RNA from Dermacentor silvarum, 420 nucleotides. Its product is annotated as histone H2A-beta, sperm-like. Gene Ontology annotation, cellular component: nucleosome. Bases 1 to 420 code for a protein of 139 amino acids. Gene Ontology annotation, molecular function: structural constituent of chromatin; DNA binding; protein heterodimerization activity. Lineage: Eukaryota; Metazoa; Arthropoda; Arachnida; Ixodida; Ixodidae. The record is from RefSeq and is a predicted model, not a curated record. The transcript has a single exon.
AUGUCCGGCCGGGCGCCAGCAGGCGAAGAGGAAGAGCUCUCCUCCAGCAAGAGCUCCAGGAAGAGCUCUCGAUCGCCGCGAGCAGGACUUCUGUUCCCGGUAGGGCGCAUCCAUGGGAUGAUGAAAAAGAGGAACAUUGGUGAUCGUAUCAGUGGUACCGCCCCCAUAUACAUGGCGGCGGUGCUGGAGUACUUAACUUCGAAAGUGCUCCAGCUGGCGGCGAUCGCGGCUCGCGACAAUGGCCAGAUCAAUCCUUGCCAUAUAAAAAUUGCUGUGCGCAGUGACAACGACUUCAAGAAGCUCCUGUGGGGUGUGACUAUGGCCGAUGGGGGCACGCUACUGGAGCUCUGCGACGGAAGUCAGCCGCGCUGCAACGGCUCCGAAUGCGCCGAUGCGGCUUCUGGAAGGAUGCCAGAGUGA